Pyricularia pennisetigena is the source of this 1179-nucleotide messenger RNA. RefSeq lists its product as uncharacterized. The coding region runs from base 1 to 1179 and encodes 392 amino acids. NCBI's taxonomy places the organism in Eukaryota, Fungi, Ascomycota, Sordariomycetes, Magnaporthales, Pyriculariaceae. The transcript has 3 exons. The record is from RefSeq and is a predicted model, not a curated record.
AUGCCCAGUCCUUGCGGUGCCAUUCCUGCCCUGCUGGAACUCCUGCUCCUGUCUCCGUCGCCGUUGCCAUCGCCCCGUAUUUGUGGCGUCGUCCUCCCCGGAAUGGCGGCGGUUCUCGCCCUCAGCUCGCUCUCCUGCUGUGCCGUCAACAGCGACUUUUCAAACGCCUCGAUCGUCAUGCUCAAGCUCUGCUGCCUCGACCCGCUGAUCGUGAGGGUGUCUCUCUUGGCACCCACCGACUGUAUCACAACCCCGAUGGGCUUGGGCAUGCUCACAACGGCGCCGGCGCCGGCGCCAGCACUGCCGCCCACCAAACCUGCCACAUCCGUGGUCUUGUCGUGCCCACUCCCGCUCCGGCUCAACCCCGUCCCCUCAUCGGUCGACAUCGCCGGCGACGGCAACCCUCCUCCCGGUGGCCGAACAGGCCUCAGCCCAUCAUCCCUGCUCCCCUUGGUCGACCUGGGCGGCGACGGGAGCGCCGUGGUGGGCGGCGGGCCGGCGAAGCCCUCGAGUGGCGACAACAGCGGCGGGCUCGAGCUGUUGACCUGCGUGAUGACCACGGGCUUGUUUUCAUCGGCCUCCUCGGCUCCGGCCGGCCGACCACCGCUCUCGACCAGGAUCUUGGGCGACUUUGCCGCGGCCGGCACGGUGGCGUUGCGCCCAGGGUUUACCCACUGUCUGCUCCUGUCCUCGCCGUGCGACGUGCCGGGCCUGGCGGGGAGCCCAUCGCCGCCGAGCGGCGGCGGCCGCUUCAGGCUCGUCGUGCUGCCGUUGCCCAGCCGCAUGCCAAACAUGUCGGGCCGCGGCAGCGCGUGGCUGUCUGCCCGGGGCCGGUUCCUGCUAUCACUGCGGGGCGGGAACUCGUGCGCGUUGCCGCCAUACGUCGGCAGGAGCGGUGACGUGUUGGCGCGCAUCGACGCCGACGUCCCCGGGCGCGGGCCGAGGACCGGCGGCCGCGGUAUGUCGUGGAAACUACUGCUGCUGCUGCUCAUGUUGUUCUUCUUGUCAUCGCUCGUUGGGAGCAUCCACGGUGCCGGGGCCGAGGCCACGUGCACCGCGGCGGCGGCGGCCACCAUUGCCGUCGUCUUGGGGAGGGCAUUCCCGUUUGUGUUGUCUUGGGAGGAUUUCCUAAUAGAAUGGAUGCAAAAGGAGCGGACGACCCUGUUCUCGUCGCCGUGA